This is a messenger RNA of Centropristis striata (black sea bass), 1237 nucleotides long. Its product is annotated as deoxyribonuclease-1-like. The record is from RefSeq and is a predicted model, not a curated record. The transcript has 10 exons. Gene Ontology annotation, biological process: DNA catabolic process. Gene Ontology annotation, molecular function: DNA nuclease activity. NCBI's taxonomy places the organism in Eukaryota, Metazoa, Chordata, Actinopteri, Perciformes, Serranidae. Bases 1 to 1182 code for a protein of 393 amino acids. Gene Ontology annotation, cellular component: nucleus.
AUGUCAAGUCUGUGUUUGUCAUUCUUGAUGAACUCCAGCUGCUUUUGCAGGUUGGCGAUGUACGACUUCAGCAUGGGUUCAACAUUAGAGGAGGCGGCGCUCUGUCCCUGCAGCAGCUUCCACUUGGUGUCCAGCAUUUUGUUCUCCUGCUCCAGGUGUCUCACCUGUGGCAGAAGGAAGAAAGGAAGAACCAAACAAAGACAUAAUCUCUUUUUCCUGUCAGAUAUGAAGAUUGCUUCGUUCAACGUACAGAGGUUUGGACUGACAAAAGCCUCAGAUCCUGAUGUCCUUUCUGCCCUGGUUAAGAUUGUGUCUCGAUACGACAUCAUAGUAAUUCUGGAGGUGGUGGAUGUGAGCGGAGCCUCUGUUAAAAUGCUCCUGAGAGAACUGAACAGAGUAAACACAAGCCAUCACUACGCUCUGCAGCUCAGUACCCGUCUGGGGAGGAACAGAUACAAGGAGCAGUUUCUGUUUCUGUACAGGGACGAUGUUGUCGACCUGAUCGACUCCUAUCAAUAUGAAGACAACCAGGUGAACGACUUCGAUGCUUUUGCCAGAGAGCCGUAUAUUCUCCACUUCAAACCACACAACACAGUAUUGAAGGAUAUAGUGCUGAUCCCAGUCCACACCAAACCAUGGGACUCAGAGAGAGAGCUGGAUGAGCUGUAUGAGGUCUUCCUGGUGGUCAAAGACAAAUGGAAAACUGAUAACAUAAUGAUCCUGGGGGAUUUCAAUGCAGAUGGAGCGUAUGUCACCCGCAAAGAGAUGAAGGAAAUUCGUAUCCGCAGCGACAAGAAUUUCCACUGGCUGAUUGCUGAUGAUGUGGACACCACAGCAAGCACAUCAAACGAACACACCUACGACCGGAUUGUUGUGUAUGGAGAAGACAUGCUGGCAGCCUUUGUGCCAAACUCAGCUAAGCCAUUUAAUUUCCACAAAGAGCUCGCCAUGACAGAAGAAAUGGCCCUGAGAGUGAGCGACCGCUACCCUGUCGAGGUAGAAUUAUGUAAAGCUCCUCCUUUCUGGAUGAAAGGACAGCAAGUAACAGCUGUCACAGAGAAUCUGCAGGAUGAUGUGUUGAAACUGCAGAAGGAAAACCUACUGCUGGAGCGAGAGAAACUUCAGCUUCAGAUCUUCUUAUUAAAACAGCGGCUUGCCACACUCCAGCUGAAAGAAUCUUAAAAGACGACUGGUUUUGCUAAGCUGUUUUGUUAAUGUCAUCCUCUAUUGUAUAUGG